AUGGUAAAUUGGGGUCUCUUUGCCCGAUGCCGCGUUGCAGACUACCUUGGAUCAUGGAAGGCGCAAUGCCCCAGGGGCGAGGGAUGUCUGGUGCGGCACACCAGAACCUUGCAGAUCGUUGGUGUAAAGUUUGCUCGUCUAUCAGGCCGGGGCCGCACAGUGAUUGACUGUCAACAGAAAGAAAGACUCGAGAUGCCAUUUUGGGUUUAUUGA
This is a messenger RNA of Colletotrichum destructivum, 213 nucleotides long. RefSeq lists its product as uncharacterized. The transcript has 2 exons. Lineage: Eukaryota; Fungi; Ascomycota; Sordariomycetes; Glomerellales; Glomerellaceae. Bases 1 to 213 code for a protein of 70 amino acids. The record is from RefSeq and is a predicted model, not a curated record.